Messenger RNA from Colletotrichum phormii, 1359 nucleotides. RefSeq names its product polynucleotide kinase 3 phosphatase. The record is from RefSeq and is a predicted model, not a curated record. Gene Ontology annotation, molecular function: polynucleotide 3'-phosphatase activity; double-stranded DNA binding; ATP-dependent polydeoxyribonucleotide 5'-hydroxyl-kinase activity. The transcript is spliced from 7 exons. Gene Ontology annotation, biological process: DNA repair. Lineage: Eukaryota; Fungi; Ascomycota; Sordariomycetes; Glomerellales; Glomerellaceae. The coding region runs from base 1 to 1359 and encodes 452 amino acids.
AUGUCGAGCUCUAGCUCGUCAACUACGAAACGAAAGCAAAGAGACUCGAUCUCUCCCCCGCCUGUCAAGCGGAAAGUCCAGAGUGGCACGACGAAGAAUGCGGUUGCAAAUUUCUUCAAGCCAACGUCACAAAAGCCAAAAGACCGUACGAUAUGGACCGAACGCGCACCUAACGACGAUACACCCGCUACCCUGCUUGUCGGCCGCUAUGAACCAGAGGAGCCCUCGACCGGGUCAGAGAAGAGGAGGAAGGUGGCUGCCUUUGACCUGGACUCGACCCUAAUUACAACAGCUUCAGGCAAGAAACAUGCUGAUGCCGCCGACGACUGGAAAUGGUGGCAUGCUUCUGUGCCUGGAAAGCUGCGGGACCUGUACAAAAAUGAGGGAUAUCUUAUUGUGGUGCUAUCCAAUCAAGCUGGCCUCGUCCUCCACGCAGAUCCGAAAGCAAAAAACCCGAAAUCGACAAAAGACCGAGUCUCGGCUUUCAAGCAGAAGGCGAAUGCCGUGUUGACGCAGCUCGAUAUCCCAACCACCAUAUAUGCCGCCACAGAUAAAGACAUAUACAGAAAACCAAGGCCGGGGAUGUGGAAGGAGCUUUGCGCUGAUUACGACCUUACUGAAGACGUUAACUUGGAGGAGAGUAUCUUCGUCGGCGAUGCUGGCGGUCGCAUCGCGGCAUCGAAACUCUCCAAAGACUUCAGCUGUUCCGAUCGAAACCUGGCCCACAACAUCGGGAUCACAUUCAAGACACCGGAAGAAUUCUUCCUUGACGAGAAACCUCGGGAUUUUGUCCGGGAAUUCGACAUCGUGCAUUUCCCGUACCCAGAGGAUUUCAGUUCAGAGACAUCGAGUGCUCUGUUUGAGAAGAAAAAUAAACAGGACAUCGUUCUUUCCUGUGGCCCACCAGGUGCUGGGAAGAGUACGUUCUUCUGGAAGUACCUCAAGCCCUUGGGGUAUGAACGUAUCAACCAGGACACGUUAAAGACUCGAGACAAGUGCGUGCAGGCCGCCAAAGAGCUACUGAGUGAAGGCCAGUCGGUAGCAAUAGACAACACGAAUCCCGACCCCGACACCAGAGCUGUUUGGGUUCAGCUCGCAGCGAAAAAUGGCAUUCCAAUCAGAUGUGUUUGGUUCAAGACACCUCUUCAUAUUUGCGAACACAAUGACGCCGUACGAUCUAUGAAUGAAUCUCUCAAUCCCGAGUCACGAACAGCACUCCCUAGGAUGGCCUUCAAUGGAUUCAAAUCCCGCUUCAAGGAGCCCAAAGUGAAAGAGGGAUUCCAAGACAUCACCGAACUCGAGUUCGCCUUCAGAGGUACCAAGGAAGAGCACGAAGUGUGGGCCAAAUACUGGCUAUGA